Messenger RNA from Vicia villosa (hairy vetch), 882 nucleotides. RefSeq lists its product as uncharacterized. Gene Ontology annotation, molecular function: zinc ion binding; nucleic acid binding. The transcript is spliced from 3 exons. NCBI's taxonomy places the organism in Eukaryota, Viridiplantae, Streptophyta, Magnoliopsida, Fabales, Fabaceae. The record is from RefSeq and is a predicted model, not a curated record. Bases 1 to 882 code for a protein of 293 amino acids.
AUGGCUCAGGCUAUGCAGAACCAACUGAAUGCUGACGAGAAUGCUGGAUCUCGUAGUUUGGCGACUUUCCAAAGGGAGAAUCCGCCGGUGUUCAAGGGUACGCAUGACCCUGAUGGUGCUCUUGAUUGGUUAAAGGAGCUCGAGCGAAUCUUCCGUGUUAUGGAUUGCACUCCUGCUCAGAAGGUCAGAUAUGGCACUCAUAUGCUGGCUAAGGAAGCUGAUGAUUGGUGGUUGAAGACUCUUGCUAGGUUGGGGUUUUCAGGUGAGGAAGUCACUUGGAAUGUGUUCCGUAGGGAAUUUCUGAGGAAGUACUAUCCUGAAGAUGUUCGGGGUAAGAAAGAGAUAGAAUUCCUAGAGUUGACACAAGGGAACAAGUCCGUGACCGAGUAUGCUGCCAAGUUCACUGAGUUGAUUAAGUUCUAUCCUCACUUUGAUGGCGAAGGUGCUGAAUUUUCUAAGUGCAUCAAGUUUCAGAAUGGGUUACGCUCAGAGAUCAAGAAGGAUGUUGGGUACCAAAAGAUCCGUUUGUUUUUUGAUUUGGUUGACAGUUGUAGGAUCUUUGAGGAGGAUAGUAAUGCUCAUCACAAGAUGGUUAGUGAUAGAAGGGGCAAGAAUCAACAAAGCCGUGGGAAACCGUAUGAUGCUGGUAAAGGGAAACAAAGAGUUACUCAUGGUCAGAGAUUUGGUAACAUGGGACAUGCAAUGUCUGAUUGUAAGCAUAAGGACAUGGUAUGUUUCACGUGUGGCGAAGAGGGACACAUUGGUAGCCAGUGUCCAAAGAAGAAGGCACAAUCUAGUGGAAAGGUGUUUGCUUUAGCUGGGACUCCUACAGCUAGUGGAGACCGACUCAUCAGAGAUUGGGUCUUAUGUUGUCUUCCAUGA